GUCCUCGAUUACUAUCAGUUUGUUUAGAUUCUCUUCCCUCGUCAGAUCAUGAUCACGGUUAUGUAACUGAUGUGUUUCAGCUUAUCCUCGUUCCUUUUCGAAUACAUCCCCAGCCCCAAGAAUCAGUGUUCGUCCUAGCAUAAUGAUAUAGCAGAUCCAUCACUAUCCCACUUUCCGAGUUUUACCACCGUCCAAAAGUGCUCAGUUCGAUUUCCCAAAAGAAGCACCGUGAUCACGCGGAUUCUGCAUGCGUCGUGAGUGAUUUUUCGAACGUUCGCCUGUUCUCUCAGGACUUGUGUUAGUGCCCAUGGAAAAAACCACAAAAUGUUCGCGGAUUGAACAGAUUUGGGAAUCUUUCGUCGUUGCCGAGAACGAGUCUUUCGAGAGAUCAUCCUGGUUCGACAUAUUCCUAUCGGAAUUUCUCAUUGAAAUCAAAGAUGGAAAGCAGCCAUCAGAAAUUGUUUCAUUUAGCUCAUCGAAUGUCAUUGCGAGUAUCAUUGCUGCUGAGUUUUUGAGAGAUGUCCACAAUAUCUCUGUACAAGCGGGAAAUGAAGAAUUCUCAUCUCUCAUCCGCCAACACUUGCUGAACGGCAGGGGCUGGCGAUGUUUAGCAGUUCUACAGUGUCUUGGUGUCCAGGAUGUAUCCUAUAGUCAAGAAUUGGCCAGUCUCUUCAUCUCGGUAUUCGCCAUCUGCAAUGAAGUCUCUCAGACAGAGGCAUCGAAGAAUCCAUUCAUAUCUCAGAUCAGCAAAGCAAGCUUCCGGAGUCUCGAUGAUAUCAUCAAACUCAAGUCGCCACGGGUGCGCAAGAAAUCAAACACCCACGCAUUGUCCAACGACUCUGCCUCGUCUGGAAGUCGUCGAGCAGAUAGCGGUCCCGGGCUGCGGUCCAAGUUCCAACGUAACUUGAUCCGUGGCCCUGCAGGACGCUCUCCCGAAAGCAGCGACACGGACGUUGUCGCCAGUAUCCCCUCUGAUCCAAAAAGCACGCUGAACAAGAGCAGUCUUUUUAAACUGCGUUUCAACACAAUCGAGCUGGAUGAUUUCCCGUCUAUGUCGGAGAAUGACAGCGGGGAUAGACUUAUGUCCGCGGGUCCUCAUAAAGGCGCCAAAGAAAGUCUGAAUCCUAAUGAUUUUGUUUCGAACAGUGUCAACAUUGUCCUCAAAAAUAGGCUGAACGUCUUUGAGGUCUCUCAUCUGCUCAUCAAUCUUCUGUCCGAGUUAUGUCUGGCUCAGAAUAUCGUCCUCACAUCCUCUGCGGAUAACCUCCAGCAGUUGGUCAUCGUCCAAGCAUUGAACUUUUCACUCGAGAAUCUUUGCUCCCUGCAGUUUAAUGCGGUGAAGAACAAGCACUACAGUCCGUCGCAAAUUUACCUCCUCAAACUCGCUCUUUUGAAGCUACUUCUGCAGAUUGUCCACAAAAUGAAAGACCAGUCUACUUUCUCUGCGAUAAUCUUGAACUCGGGCGUUGUCCCGAUUCUGAUACGACUUUUGGAGGACAUUGUCCCUAAAUACCAAGAAGAUAAGCCCCCUGUCGAACCACAAAUCCUCCAAGAGUUCAUCUUUGGGUCUCUGUAUCUACUCAUACUUAUUUUAGACUAUUUCCUCAAGCAGAAAUCUUUCUUGCAAAAGGACAAAACUCUAGCAAACGACAAACUUUCAAACUUCCUGCAGAUCUUUCAAAACGUCAUCGACAGCUACAAUGGGAAAUUGGUUUACAAGAUCAUUGAAAUUAUUUUGAACUUCCCAUCUAUCAGUUUCAAAAUAACUGAUUAUCGUAUCAAAAAGCUUAUCUUUUUGAUAGGUGAAAUGAUUAUUACUAUAAAGCGGAUUCGCGCCAAAAUCAAUCACAGUGAAAAAUGCAAGCGCUCAAAGCAUAAACAGUGUUUGUCUUCAUUCCUGGCCGCAUCUAGUCACCACCAUGAUUCCUUCGGUCACGUUUACACGAACACCAUUUCUCUGCUUCCUAAUUCGUCUGUGAAAUACACCUGUGCUGUGACAUCGCUCACCAACCUUCUUGUCAAACUUCUGAAUGAAAAAAUGAAUAGUGAACUGUUUAGUUAUAUUCUUCAGGUCUUGAAAAUGUGUGGGACAUGUUGUUGUUUCAACAUUUCGCACCUCCUCGGCAAGUUUCUCAACAUCCUCAGUCUUGAUCCCCGUUGUAUUGAUCUAGCACUCAAAGUUCUGGAGGAAAAAAUGUUCUAUGACUUAGGCGUUAUCGAAGGAAUCUCUCAAUGCAAGGUCUGUUUUGGGAAAGUUGCAUCGCCAACCAACACCGACUCUCUAUCGAGCUUUGUCAACUACAAGAAACUCUUCUUGUCUGCGGAGCCAAAAAUCGCGAAACCUGUUGCAAUCCACCUUCUGAAAUUGGUGCCGUUCUUCAUUAAGUCCAUACAGCGCAUCCUUCUCAUAGAGGUGUUCUACCCCAGUUUCGUUGAAACCAAGUCAGCUUGCAGUCUGAGUGACCUCCAAAAAGCAGAGAAGUCGAUCAUGGCCAACUGUCUGUCAGCGUUUAUCCACCUCAUCAACUACGGGCAGCUCCAUGAUGAGUUUAUGCAGCUCGGAGGGCUGAAGCACCUAGAAGACUUGAUCACGAUUCACGAUUUCACCAAGCUCUGUGCGCUCAUUUUAGAGACGAUCAUAGUCGUAAAGGUUUCGUCCAGCCGCAGCAUCAAAAAUAGUACGCAAGAGUAUAAAUCUUCUCGACGGAGCUCUGAAGCGGGUUUCAGAACCCGAUCAAACCUCAUUGAAAUGACUGUGAACGAGGAUCUCCAGGAGUUCGAGAUCAUCAUAUCGCAUCUGAAACUCGUUCAGCAAGAGUUCCUUAGCAUCCUCUCUGACUGCCGCUUUGAAUCCUGCCCUAACGACCCAGAAGAGACAAUUCAUAAGAUGUCCAUCAAGGAAUCGCUUCUCAACAACCUUGACUAUAGUCACACAGAAAAAAGCACAACCUUUGAUGUCAUCCUUAACGACCUCAACCAGCAGCCGACAAUUGUUUUCUGCGACGCUCGGAAGCUUGCGAGCUACACGAACCUUCUCAACAUUCUCUCAGAGCUGUGGCGGUCCUGCACCAACAUCAUCUUGAUGAGCACUUCCAUGGCUCAGAGUUUCACCAAGCUUCUCGCCAGCCAACACUGCUCUACAAUGACUUGCAUUCUAUUAAGACUGAUUUCUAAAGAAUUUUAUGUCAAAGCCUCUGGUGAAUCGGUCAAAUUGAAUUCCCUUCAUUUUAAACUGCUGGAGGCACUAAUUCCUUUGCAUCUAGCUCUCUCGCCACCUGCAGAAAUAACGAACAUGAUUGAAAAUGAGCUGAAAAGCAGUCUGACAUUGGUGAUAAAAAGUAACCGCGUGACAAUACGUCAGAUCUGCGAUUUGCUGACAAAGUGUGCCGUCAAGAUGACAAACCGCCGACCGAGCACCGCCUCAGCGAGUAUGGUUGUCUGCAGUAAGUCUAUGAGCUACAUCUUUAACGGCAUGGAAGAGGAAGUGCUAAGUCGUAAGCGCCAGAUGAUGGCAUUCAUUGACGAGCGUGUAGAGGAGAUUGCAGACGAAGGGUACGAAGCGGAUGUUGAAAUCCCAACAUGGGCUGACUCUGAUCAAGAUUUAUCCGAGAAGUCGUUGGAAGACAACUGUAGCCAUCGGUCCUCUUCAAUCUUGUCAGAAGAGCGGAAGUACAUCCUCCUUUACCCACAGCUGUGCAUUCUCCUUUUUGAUCUCCUCUGCUCUCAGCAGUGCAAAGAGAAGAGCAACGAUGAAAGCACUGUGUAUUGCCUGCAGAAAAUGCUGGCCUUGUGCAAAGAUCACCCGAUUAAUUGUUCCCUGCUCUCAGAGUACAAUUUCAUUCUACGGCUCAUAUCUGGCUUCAGUCAGCAGCUGUCGACAACCCACCCAUCACCGACACCGCUCCAGCUGAUACUUGUGGAUUUCUUCUUCCAUCUUGCACGCCAUAACAUCCAAACACACCAUUUGGCUGCGUACUUCGAGCUUUUCAAAAAUGACAACCCUCCGCUUGAGGUUUUGCUGUCCCCAUUGCUCGGACUAGCUAACUCAAUGAAAACCCAGCCAAGUUACAUUCUUAAUUUCCCGUUAGAGUUGAAAGAUCCGCCCAGAGGAGAGAAUCCAGCAGAAAAAAUGUGCAAUUCAAUGUGCGUUGGCCACCGUUCUGCAGGAAUUUUGUCUCCGUGGAACAUAUCAGCAGUAUGCCUUCCCGUGAAUAUUGACUGCGGUUGGUCAAUGUGGACAGACAAGUUCUCUGUCUCAUUGUGGCUGCGCAUGAGAAACAGACAGCUGAUGAUGCGGCAGCCAGGAAGUAUUUACACAUCAGCGGAGUCCAUCAACUCUCAAGACUCGGUAUUUUUCAACGGAAGUCUUAUCAGUUCAGAAUCCGGUGAAUCCUUGAUCCACAUCUUCUCGAUUGGCCACGACUCUUUCCUUGUUGAGUUCUGGGGCAGUAGCAUCUCCGAUACCCUCCACAUCCGACUCUCAUUGAACGAUGGCUCUUCACAGAAAAUCUUGACGGAGUCUUGCGUUGAUGGAAUUUUGCCACCCUCACUGUGGCACCACCUUGCCAUCAAUUUUAAAGACACCAUUCAAAAGAUGCUCGUUGUGAUAGAAGUGACGCUCAUUGUGAAUGGGUCCUGGGAAAUUCAAAUCCCACUGAUGUUCACAGGUAUUUUGAUUAAAAAGGCGCGUCCAACCUGCAUUCUGAUCGGUGACACUAGGCCCACUAACAACAUCUGGUCCCUUUCUAAUUUUGGUCUCUUUCGCUCACCAGUUUUCAACAAAGAGCUGGCCCUCCUACUGUGUGCCUACGGUCCAGACUUCAGCUGUUUAACAGAAUCCAGUGUUGGCGAUCCUCUCCCGAACUUCAUCAACCUCAUUGACAAGAAGAAUUGGGCUGCAGUGAAUUGGGCCAGUAUUCUGAGCAAAAACCUCACGAUGAAAAACCUCAAGUCCCUGCAAGAAAGCCUAUUUGUUCUGUAUUCAGCACGUGACCCUAACUCUUUUUACAUAUAUCAACACUCUUUAUCCGGCACCACAGGUGUUAUUGCUGCACAACCACCGAGCCUCUUCCGAAUCAGCAAUGUCGACAACCGAGCUAGUCAAAAAGUCCCUCUCUCAGCGACAGUCAUGUGUAUGUCCAACUUAUGCGUCCAGAAAUAUUCCGGUUUCACGCAGGCAUUGGACGCCCUUGGUGGACUCAAUGUUCUUCUGUUUUUGUUUGCCAAAGUUGUUGAACUCGGAGCAGAAGAAAAAUAUCAAGCCGAUGUUUUGUACAUUUUACUGAAAAUGGCCACAUCAGACAAUCAGUUGUACAUUCAGUUCAUCAAAGGGGACUCUUAUAAACUCAUUCUUAAAGUCCUCCAAAGUCGGAAGGCCAAAGCUGGCUACCAUAUUCUGAAAGCACUAUUCGAUGCUGCGUGCGACAAGCCAGGUUUAAUCCAGUGUCAGUCCUCGAACUCAUUUUUCGUCGCAUCGCCGUCUAAUCACAUUUUGGUCCACCCAGAGCUACUGGUCUAUGUGGCUCUUCCUACGUGGCAGCAAUGGGAACUGAAGGAUGCUACAUGCAACCAAGACUCAAUCCUGUGCCUUCUUUUCAAAGCUCUCCAUGUCUUGCUCAGCGAUUCACAGUUUAAUGUCGGGGAGUUUAAUGUUGAGCAGUUGAAUCGGUGUGCUUUGCUCGAUGCUGUUUUGAAUUUCUGCAAACAACGAUUUCAAUACAAAGAAAAAUCUCUUGAACUUGAACCAAGUGUUUGCUGUUCCAUCAUCGAGCUCUUGCGCGGUCUGAUGGGAGCGCCACCGCAGCUAAAUCAAGUAAAGGCUAUUUUCAAGUAUGUGCUCCUUGCCCACGAUGACAGUGCGACGUACAUCACAACAGCAAGGUCUAAGUUCUAUUUCCUCCUCACGCCAGAGCCACCACCUUCCGGAAAAUCCAGUAGAAAAAGAGGUUCUGUUCUAUCCUCUAGACAGCGAACGCGAAAUGACUCUAACUCUGCUAGUGAAUUGAGUAUCAGCCAUAGUUUUCGAUCCAAGGUAUUGGAUGCGACCAAACUGAGCAAAGCUCUCACCAAUUUACAGAUCCAGCAAAACAUGGUCUCCAAAAGUUCUAGCCCAGAAACAAACCAUUCAGCCGAAUCAACCCAGCUGGAAGACAUCUGUGAAUUCCAUGUCGAUCCCAGCUUAGAAGUGGACGGUGAUGUGAGCAAAUGGCAAGAGAACCGGGGCUUUGAGUCAGUGGACGAGUUCAUCGCCCAAUGUGAGGAGAAGAACGCAAAUCGGGCUCUGAAUCAGUACUACCGAGGCACAGAUCAUACAGACUCUGGCCCCAAGGAACGCAAAGUCAUCGAUCCAAAUGAUAUAGUCAUCAUCGGAAUGGACAACGAAUUCCACGAGGACUCCAGUCUUGAUUCGUCGGAGGAGAGCAACAAAGAGAAAAUCGAGAAAUUCCUUGCUGAAAACAUGAAAGAAACCACCCUGAAUCAGAGAGAAAACACGCUUGAGAGGUCAAGCGAGUAUCUUAUUAUGGAAGGUCUUCUCGUCCUCCUUCGAGACACAUUCUUGGUCUUGCCUGAUCACAUGGUAACCAUCCUUACGGAUAAAAUCAUAGGCGCUGCAUCUCUUUUGGCAAUGCUAAACCAUCCUGAUGAUGGAGUUCGUACCGCUGUAAUCAAAGUGUUCUCAGCCUACUUGCAGCGUUGUUCGGAGGACUUGAAAAGCAAGUUCAUCAACCGAAUGAAAGGCUUUUAUCACCUCGCGAACCAGCUCAGUCUGUAUCCAAACUCUUCGGCCGAGCUCGUUGAAACUUGUGUGGCGCUGGUGACUGGCUGUUUUUGGCUGCCGCUGGAGGAACAGCUUGAGGCCUAUGAUGCGCUCCAAGACUCGCUCUCGCCUCAGCAGCUAGCUGCCGUUCCAACUGUUCUCGCGUUCCUUCCCACGUCCAUCUCGAACAUCACGUUGAUGGGGAAUCUGGUUCAUUUUCUGCACUCCUUGUAUUGCAAGGUCCAGGAGGCUGCAAAGCAGAUGUUGAGCUUUGGUCUGGUGGAAGUAUUGUGCAAAACCUUAGUCAGAAUAGCUCAUGACUGUCCCAUGCAGGAGGUGACAGAUCUCGUCGAUCAGCUCCAACAAUUCUUUGGUUCGAUCGUCACAAACGCUGUUCAGUCGCCCGGGAGUUCCAGCAUCCAUGUUUUGAACGAGAUGCUGCUUAUGAUAUGUUUCCUCGAGAGCGAGGAAUGUCUGUCUUGCGGUGUCAAAUCAGAGUGCAUUCACCUGCUCCGAGAAGUUCACCGCUCGGUUCUUGACACUGCGGUUGAAACGAUCAUAGAUAUGAUAACGUCGCAGCAGAUUCGAGCCACCACUGUAACACGGAUCCGCAACACUACGGCUGCUAUUUUAUCAUCAGUUUUGUCAUCCAGCUACGAAGACGAUAAGGAUACGUUGCCACCAAGCAACAUGACAUCUUCUUUCUCUACAAGCAUGAGCAAUUUGAGUUUUACCACCAGCCUGUCGACCCCAUCAAUCCUCUCCGUUUCAAAACCGAAACAAAUCUCCCGCAGUGAGCUAGUGGACCGCUUCAAAAUUAUCGUCAACCAUUGUAUGGACUUCAUUAUCUCAACAGAGCUGCCUGGUCACGUGUGCAAGGAGGAAACAGAGUUUGCAUGUCACAUAUUUUCAGUAUUGCUCAACGGUGUCGCAGCUGUUGUUGAAAAGAAAAGCUCCUCGCGGUCUUCCAGCAACUGGAACAUGGUCAUGUGGCGGUCACGUGAUAUUUUAAGGAAUCAAGCUGCAACGCUUUUCUUGUGGUUGCUUGCACCGUUCCAGAGUGAUAAAACACGCAUGUUUGCAAUUAACACCAUUUCAAAUGAAGCUCAAGUCAAGGAUAUCCUCUUUAGCCUCCUUCUCACCAAUACUCAGAUCGAACAAAAGUUCAUUCUAUUCCUGUGGGACCUCAUGUACAAUGGCUCUAGCCUCCUCCCAACAGAAAUGGAGGUCUGUGAAGAGCUCAAGGAGCAGCUACUCACAUGGGACAUCGUUUCAGCACAAGCAUUUGGUCAUGCCCACGACAGAUGGCAGAAGGACGUCGCACUAGCCGUCAAAGAUUUCGACAUGGCCAAAUUGGAAUGGGAGAAGUCUGUGGAGCCCUCCAUUACGAAGUGCAUUUUUAAAUGGGAAACGUUAGUGGGAACCUUGGUUGAACUUGGGGCCGCCAUGACAACGGAGGUGGUGGAAUCGCAGCAUCGGCAGAAGAAAGGACUGCUUGAGCUAAUGAAGGUGGAGCAUAGUAAAGCGGUGGACGCUACGAUGCGCUGGCAAUCAAUUGUGCAACAGCUGACCCAUGAACGCGCUGUUUGGUACUCGCCCGACGCUUAUCUUCGAGCGUGGCAGCUUGAUCCCACCGAAGGCCCCGGCAGGGUUCGCAACCGACUCCAGCGCUGUAACCUCAACAUUGAUAACCGUUUCUUCAAACUUGAAUAUCGCAACAAACAUGGGCUGCCAACGAAAACACCUCUGUCGUACCUACAGACGUCCAACUGCGAUGCAAAGAACGUUCUUUUGAUAGACAAACUGCACACAUCAGAGAAGAUCGUUCACAUGUGUACGUGUCAGAUCGUGCAGCCAGCAUCAGAAGUGUCCGGUGAGCUGCUCAUCGGGGCGGCCUCAAUUUACUUCAUCCCGAAUGUCGAUGCUGAGGAAUCGAUGGAGUUGGAAGGAACGUCCAUUGUUAUGAAGUUUGAUGAAAUUAAGGAAUACCAUAACCGGCGCUACCAGCUCCAGGAGCGUGCUAUUGAGAUGUUCCUCCUUAACGGCCGAACCUACCUGAUUGCGUUCCAGUCAGCCAUUGAGCGGGAUAAUUUCGUGAAAAUGUUGAGCGAGUGUCCUCUCCCGAAUCGAGUCAACGGCGAUGUUUUGAUCGACGCUGUUCAGCUAUGGCGGGAAGGGCUACUCAGCAACUGGGACUACCUGACUUUGCUCAACAAAAUGGCUGGCCGCUCAUACAACGACCUCAUGCAGUACCCAGUCAUGCCUUUUAUUCUGGCCGACUACACUUCCCAAGUCCUUGACCUCACCAACCCUGCCUCGUUCAGGAAUUUGAAGAAACCAAUGGCUGUCCAAGAUAAAAAGAACGAGCAGCACUAUAUCGGAUCAUAUAAUUAUUUGAAGCAAGAACUGACAGAUGCUGUGAGCAUGAUGACUCCUUACCAAGAACCAUACCACUACGGUUCACAUUACUCCAACUCAGGAACCGUUCUUCACUUUCUUGUCCGAGUCCCUCCGUUCACUCAGAUGUUCCUGAACUACCAAGAUGAGAAUUUCGACCUACCCGACCGCACUUUCCACUCCCUGCACACAACAUGGCGGCUCACCUCAUCCGAGUCAACAACCGACGUGAAGGAAAUCAUUCCAGAAUUCUUCUGCCUCCCUGAAUUCCUCACGAACCCACAUGGCUUCAACUUUGGUCUGCGACAGAACGGGGAACGAGUAGAUGAUGUGCAGCUCCCUCCCUGGGCCAACUCGGACCCGCGACUCUUCAUCCUCAUUCACCGCCAGGCCCUCGAGUCAGAGUACGUGCGAGAGAAUCUCCCGCACUGGAUUGACCUUGUUUUCGGCUACAAACAAACCGGUAAACCAGCUGUUGAUGCGAUAAACGUUUUUCACCCUGCAACUUACUACGGUUUUGACGUAGAUUCCAUCCCAGACCAGUUAGAGCGAAUUGCGUGGCAGACCAUGAUCCGAACGUAUGGUCAAACCCCGCGCCAGCUGUUCACAGCACCUCAUCCGAUGAUCGUCCAGACCCUGACUCCGAAAAUAACUGUCCCUACCCGACCGGUAUUCAAGAGCGUCAAAGGUCUCCAGUGGGGUUCCUUUGUUGGAUCACCAGCAGAACAAGUUCCUUCGGUUGUAUGGCGUCAUCAGCAUCGUAUUCCAGUCGCUAGCUUGGUUCCACUUCUCACAAACGAUGUUUUUGGUCUUGCCCCGAAAACCUCUCUUUUGUUAUCCUAUGCUAAAGAAAGAACUUUAAGCCUCGUCAGCCGUGAAGAUACUGUCCUAGGAUGCGCGGUUGCUUCAUGGGGUCAUGCUGACAAUGUGAUCAGACUCAAGCUGCGGAAAGAAAAGCCGCCAAAACCGAUUAUUCGCACAUCGCCAUUGGAUCCAGUCACGAUUUGUGCCUCAGCGCCUGAUUGCUCGCAGCUUUGGGUGGGACACGAAUCAGGGAAUAUCACAAUUUAUCGUUACACUUUUAAUUACAAUCAAGGCAGUGUUGACUUGAAUCAAGAACCCGUCAAAUUGCUCGGCCAUGCUGGCCCUGUGUUAAGUCUCUCCGUCAAUCGAGCAUUUAGUAUUGUUCUCUCCGGCUCAGCUGACGGAUCAGCCAUCAUAUGGGACUUGAAUAAAUUGACUUACGUCAGGUCCGUACCUGCAAUUAAUCUGCCGAUCAAUCUGGUUUCCGUUUCCAGUACUCUCGGAGACAUAGUUACGGUCGGUAGCGAGACGGACAACUCCAUUCUUCGCCUGCACUCGAUUAAUGUCACUCUAAUCGGUAGCCUGACAACAACUCCAAAAAUUACAUCGGUGUGUUUUUCGACAGCCCCUGAAGGAUUGUCUGUGAAUGUCAUCGCAACAGGCAUGGAAAACGGUACUGUGAAACUUUGGAGCACAUGGGACUUGAGUCCUGUAGGUGAGAUCUGCGUGAAUAAUCUACAAUCACCAAUUAUCGGUCUUACGUAUUCGCACGAUUCUCAGCACUUGUAUGCCUCGGCAGCUGAUGGUGUGGUCGUAAUCUGGGAGGGCACCUCGACAAAGACGGUUAGCAAGACGCCCAACUUUUUAAACUUGACUUUAUGACACACAGGCGCAUUUUCAAUGGCAGAAGCCAUAGAGAUAGUUUAAAAUAUGAACUCGCAGAAGUUUCUGGGUAAAUCAAGUCGUUAGAGGCCAAGAGUUUGUGUCCUGAACACUGAAAUGUGUCUAGCAUCUGCUGUUACUCCUACACUAAUUUUGAUUCCAACAGAUUCCUCAAGCAGAAGAGAAGUUGCUGUUGGAAUGUUGUCAGUGAUGAUGUGAAAUGCUAUCUUAAGUCUUUGAAUCAUAAUGUGAAAAAUGGUUCACACUUUCAACAAGAAACCGAAACUUAAUGACUUUUUAAGACAAAGACCCAUCAAAAACUUUGGAGUAAAGUAUUUCAGAAGUUUGCUUGGGGGAAAAAUCGAUCAGACCUCGUGAUCUCCUAACCUGUUACUGACUAGCAGCUCAAAGUGAGCGCGGAAGUAGUUUAUUUCAUGACUAUAUUAACUGGUCAUUUUGGCAGUAACAUAUCAUGUCAUUUUAAGAAUGUGUCCUAUAAUGAUUUAACUAUCCUCAUGUCAGACUUUUUGAUGAAAGCGAGAAGCUGUUGUUUAUUUUGAAAGCAGCAGUACAAAGAAUUAUUUAAGAAAAAGGGAUUAAUGAAUAUUUCCUUGAUAAUAUUGAUUUUUCCCUAGGUACUACUGGCAAACGUUAUUUUUUGAACAAAAUUUCAGAUCGAAUGGAUAUUUAUACUUUGUUUUAAGUAUCGGCGCAAUAAUUUUCUAACAUUCUGUGAAUCAUCUGCUUUCAGUCUGAACAUUUUUACUGAAUGUGUCUGUGACACCAACUUAUUUUAAACCAUUUUCUGAAAGUAUGAAGUGAACUAAGCUCAUAGGACUUUUUUCAGAUCUUUUUAACCAUAAAUGGCAAAGAAAACCUGUUUUGAAAUUGUCCAAAAUGGGACUCGUUUGAAACGAUAUUUUCGGCAAGCUCUGAUGUAGCUAAGUUGGGAAAACUGGGCUUGCUAAUUGGCUGAACCUCAAUUCAGGCAUUGCCUUGCUACGUCAACUUGACUGUCGGAUUUUCAUUAUCUUUUUCUCCCCUCAGAAAUGCUCUUUUGAACUUUUUGGUUUUUGUAUACACACAAAAAAAAGAAACUCGUGCUUUGUUAAACAUGCUCCGAAGAAUACUGCAAAACGACUUUUGGAAGAUUAUGUUCUCAACUUGCGUCAACUGAGUGCAAUAAAUCUGCGUAUUUUUAAAAAUUGGUUAAAAAUAUUGAAAGAAAACAAAAGGAAGAAAGAAAAAAAUUGAUUGAAGAUGAUUAAAACUUGAGCCAGGUCUGCAGACUACCGUUUAAUUUUUCUCUCUUCCCUUGUUUGAAGUGAAUUCAAGUUGAAAAAACAUUAAAGAGUUAUAAUUAUUGUAAUGAUACCAAGAAGUCAAUUGAAAAAAACCUUAACUCUAAAUCCUACGCAAGGGUCAAAACAAGUUAAAAUGAAUAUUUAAAAUGUUUAAGCGCACCUACUUGCACUUAAAAUAUAUUUAUUGGAAUGCAUUUUGUAGCACUUAAGCCCCCACCUCAAGCGUCAGUAAAUUGAAAAUGGGUUUCAAUCAAUAAAUUUGAAGUACCAGUGAGUACGCUAAAAUAUUUAAAAAAUUUUAUUCAAGUCAGCGGAAGUUCAAGAAAAGGAAGGACUAGGCUGACACAGGUUGAAAUAAUGAUAUGAGGAGAUUUUUGGCCUUUAGAGCGGUAUCUUUUGCACUCUUGACACAAAUCGCACCAUGCUGGUGGACCGCUUGCAAUAAAUUUCAUUGGAACGGAACUUAUUCUAUUGAGAAGUAUUGUUGAAUUUCUUCAUAUUUCUUGGUUUUUUUCUUUUGUAAUCAUAAGUAUUAUUAAUCGUAGGCUAAGUUUAUCACCAUCAGGCAGUAUCUGCCACAGAGGCGAUGUAUUUUCUCCGUUUUGUUAGUAUUUUUAUUGAAGUUAGAAAAUAAUUGUUAAGCUGUUUUGCAUCGUGAAGGAGGUCAAAAUUUUUUUCGAGCGUUUAUCGAUGAGGUGUUACUGUGUAACAUUAGGACCAACUGUCGGCACUCAACUUGUUGUAUAAAUUGUUUGCACCAUCGACUGUAGAGCCGUCAUAUCAUUAUUUAAACAAUCGAUAAUGAAAUAAUGUUUUUCUAAAAUUUUUAGGCCCUUUCUUUUAAAAAUCACGGUUCAACAGAACAACUUCAUGAGUCUUUAGAAUCCUGUCUUCCUCAAGGUUUUUGAGCUGUGAUGCUCACCUGCGAUUCUCCUUUAAAUUGAGGUCAUAUUUUUAUUAAAAAUUGCAAUUAAUCUGACCAUAUCUUCCGAGUGCCUUACGAUUAUUUUGCAGCUCGAGAGCUUAGAUAUCCGUAGAGGAGAAGCACUGCCUUAUGAACUUGUAAAUUUUGUUUACCCCUCCCUCAACCCAAAAUGUGCCAUGAUGAUCUAAAAAUAUGUUAUUCUUUGUUACUGUUAUUUUUUCUCUUAGAAUUGUAGAUUAUAAGGUUUCAAUUUAUUGGCGUAGACAAUCUUUUCUGUCUCACGCCUUCUUUUUUUUGUAUAUUUUUCUGCAAUUCAACAUUCCCUCUCACUGCCUGUAUUGAAAUUGUACCUGAAGACUGCGUCUUCUUUUCACUUCCCCUGCACCAGCAUUUAUCAGUCUCUCUUUCAAAUUUUCUCCUCUUUUGAGUUCAUCCAACAGUGCCAAGUGUCGUUAUCUUCCAGUAUUGUAGAAGAGCAAUUUGCUCUUUAUAAAGAAUGUCUACGUCUUCUCUCUCAAUCUAUUUUGAGUCUUCCAGAAAUAUCAUUUAUCAUAGCAUUUAAGUUACCAGUGCAAUUUCUUCCCAAAGAAGGAGAAUACAACCAUUUGGCAUUUUUAAUUCAGUGUAGAAAAAUUAUACGAAAAGAGAAAGGACGAUAAAAAUAGGAGGUGUUUGCAUUUCAGGCAUCUACUGAAAAGAGGUUGAUGACUUCGAAGGAUACAGACUUUUUGUCAUCAGUUUUCUUGGAAAAUUAUUUUUUUUAAUGCCCCCCUUGUGCCUCUUCGUUUUUUACUCUUCGAAUUUCGGAUUUUACCGGAAUAUUGAUGCCAAAUUUCACUAAAUUUGUCAUAGUGUGAACAAAGCAGAAACUGCCUCCUCCUCCUUAUUUUUCGUCUGAGAAUUAUGAAUACCUUACAUUGUGCAGAAUCAUAGUUUUGUUGCAUCUCUUUUAAACUUGCCUUCAUUUUUGCUUUCAUUGGGAAUGAAGUGAACCUACUUUUCCUGUUUCCUUAGCUUCAAGAACCUCGGUAUCCAUUUCCCCCACGUUUAAUAGAAGCAUACCAUGAUUGUUAUUCUUCAUUUAAUUUAACCUUGAUUAUUAGGUACGUAAUUAUGGGUGGCUCGUUUAUUUAAGCAUAUAUUUUAUUCCCAACGUUCUUGAAAAACUUCCAUGAGAGAAUAUCCUCAGUACCUUGUAAGUAUUGUGGCCUUAAUUUUAAAUUUCAUGCAGCUUUCUUUAACCUUUGGUUUUAAUUCUGCAGCUUUAAAGAAACAGUGCAGCUUAUCGUUGUAUGCAUGUUGUGCGCCGUUAUUUUUAAGUGAAAAUGAAUUUUCCAUCUUGGCCGGAAAGAGAUGAUUUGUGUUUUUGAAGAGAUCUGGAUAAAUUGUCUGCGUUGUUAUGUGUUAAAUGAACCAGGGAAUUUUAUUUUUGUAUUGAUCACGCAAAUGCUUUGUACUGUGAUAUUUGGAGUUUGUUUGUACAGUUAUUUUGUAGUAUUAUCUGAAUCGACUGAUCCUUGCAGCUGUUAAGUUGCAUUUUCCCUUAAAUGAUGUACAUUUCCCUUCAUUGUUGCACAGACUCAUUCCAGUCUAUUCUUCUGGUUAUAUAUGUAUUAUGAAUUCUUUUAAUAAAAGUUAAUUAUUAUAAUUUUUGCAA
Messenger RNA from Bemisia tabaci, 14726 nucleotides. It is a transcript of the gene mv, whose product is annotated as lysosomal-trafficking regulator mauve. NCBI's taxonomy places the organism in Eukaryota, Metazoa, Arthropoda, Insecta, Hemiptera, Aleyrodidae. The record is from RefSeq and is a predicted model, not a curated record. Gene Ontology annotation, molecular function: protein binding.